UUUAAUUGGUUGACUAGUGUAUGUGCCCCAUUUAUAUAUUUAUUCAUUCCUAGAAUUAAGAAAUACAUUGAUCAUUUUAGUUUCUUUUAGAGUAAAGUGUAAUUCAGUGAUUCUGAUUCAAUUUAUAUUUAUAUUUUUAUGUUAAUCAUUUAAAUUCUUUCACAAAUAUAAUGAAUAUGUCAUCGGGAACUUUUCAUUUAUCACCUUGUGCACCAAUUACAAAGUUUUUUAGGGAUAAAUCUGUUAAAGAGGUUCGUGAAAACACAUCACAUAUCAAUGCACAUUUGAUCAGUAUAAAAAGAUGGUUACGUUCAAUGCCACACCUUUCUUGUGCAGAUGAUGAUCGAAUAUUCUUGCCAUUUCUACGUCAAGCAAAAUAUAAUCAUUCAGAAGCUCAAAUGCGUUUAGAUAAUUUUAUUACAUUGCGUACAUCACCAGAAAGUCCUGUGGUUAAUUGGUAUGAUCGUUCAACCAUAACUAAUACAAUACUUGAUGAAUAUUUAAACAUGGGCUUUCAUUGUCCAAUUGGAUUCCUUCAUGAUGGGACAUUUUUAUUUCUGAUUCGAAUUGGUUGCUGGAACAAUAAUCGUGUAUCUACCGAGAGUGUACUCAAAUUACUCAUGAUUCAGUUAGAUCGUAUCUUGGAAGAUCCAAGAGUUCAAAUUUGUGGUUUGCGAGUAUUUAUUGAUUUCACCGGUGUCUCACCUUCUCUAUUGGAUACAAUUAAUCCGAAAAAGACCAUUAAAGAUUUAAGUAAAGUAUUACAGGAAGCUUAUCCAUUUCGUAUGAAAGGAAUAAUCUAUUAUAAUGAACCGCCAAUUAUGGAAGUUUUGUUCAAAUUACUAGCACUUUGGUUAAGACCAAAAGUUAGAGAACGGUUUAUAAGAGUAAAAGGUAAUAUAAAGAAAGCCUAUGAAAAAGUACCCGGUCUUGAAAGUGUACUGCCUAGAGAAUAUGGUGGUCACAAUAGAAGUAUUAAAGACAUUUUAAAAGAACAAAACGCUGAUUUUAAAGAAUACUUUUUAAGAAAUGAAAUAUUAUGGAAAGGUAUGGCAGUCAAUGAAAGAAAACGACCAGAAUCAUCGAAACGAUUAAUAGGUGAAUAUAAAGAAGCUGAUGAUAGAUCAAUGGGUACAACUGGAACAUUUAUUCCAUUACCUGUGAAUGACUGAUUUCUGAAUUCAUGUCGGAUUACAUUUAGACGAUAUAUUUUUUCUUUAAUAUCAAAACCAACAACAAUCAAAAUAGAUGUAAAUUUGUAUAAUUUAAUAGAAUGAAAGCAAUUAGUGAUCACUUAAUAUUAUUAUGGUGAAAUAGAAAGUACAAAAGUUUCGAUUUUUUUCUUUCGUACGAUUUAAUGCCAAUGUAUAUCUUCAAAAGAUACACUGAUAUACAAUGCAAUCAAUUUAAUUGAUUAGAUGAAGAUUAACCGAUAAGUGUAAGCUUGAAUCAAAUAGAUGUAGAAUGGUUAAACAAAAAAAGAUUUUUGAUUGAGAUCAUGAAUCGAUUGAUGUUAGACCAUCAUUGAAAACCUGGAAGCACUGGACUGCCGAUACGUCCUAUUGUGGGACUCCUCAGCAGUGUGCAUCCACGAUCCCGCUCGCGAGAUUCCAACACAGAGCCUUCAGUCUCGCGCGCGAGACCAGACUACUGAGCCGGCAUUCAAUGGUGUCUAACAUCAACCAAUCCACGAAAUUGCGCGACCAUCUCCCACUGUGCUGAGGUAGAUACCUGUUUCUACCCAACACGGAUUAGCUCCACUGGUCACGACUGGAUUUAUGAACUUACACAAUUUUUCUUUAAAAUUAAUAAUUCACUUACUGGUUUAAGAUCUUCAUUACAGUACUAUGAGUUUUUAUCAAACUACCAAAAUGGUUUUAUUUAGAAAUUUACCUUGAAAUUAGUGACUAGGUAAUGGAAUGUAAAAUUAUUUCAGAUUUGAAUAAUUCACACAGUCAAUAUUUAAAUAACGAUUAAUACAAAUUAUGUGAAAAGAUUAGUUGACACAUUUUCAGUAUAAUAGAACGUUUAACAUAUAAAUUAUUAUCAG
Molecule: messenger RNA, 2050 nt
Organism: Schistosoma margrebowiei
Lineage: Eukaryota; Metazoa; Platyhelminthes; Trematoda; Strigeidida; Schistosomatidae
Source: the annotation of a GenBank genome assembly